Messenger RNA from Brassica napus (rape), 1627 nucleotides. Its product is annotated as transcription initiation factor IIE subunit alpha. Gene Ontology annotation, cellular component: transcription factor TFIIE complex. Gene Ontology annotation, biological process: transcription open complex formation at RNA polymerase II promoter; transcription initiation at RNA polymerase II promoter. Bases 64 to 1527 code for a protein of 487 amino acids. NCBI's taxonomy places the organism in Eukaryota, Viridiplantae, Streptophyta, Magnoliopsida, Brassicales, Brassicaceae. The transcript is spliced from 9 exons. The record is from RefSeq and is a predicted model, not a curated record.
ACACAAACUAAUACUAGUUCCUCUCGGCUCUUAUUUGUAAGAGUAUCUGGUUUGCUAAACCCGAUGGAAAUAUCAGUCCCCGUUCAGAAAGCCACCGUUGUGCCCAAGCCUUUUAUCAGGCUAAUGAGGCUUUUAGCAAGGACUCUCUAUGAUGAUAAUAAUCUUACUACGUUAAGCGAUAAUCAGAAGAAAUCUGCAAAAGGUGACAGCAGAGGGAAUAUCGUUAUGGUGUUGGAUGCUCUUAUGAGGUUUGUAUGCCAUCUCUUUACGUUCUAUCUUUAUGGCCAUAAAGUCUAUUAUGUGAAAUUAAAUUGUCACAAUGGUCUUUUCAUUUAUGGUAUUUCUUUUGUUCUAUGUCCUGCUAGGCGGCAAUGGGUUAGAGAAGAAGACUUGGCAAGUGACUUGAAGAAGAACUCCAAGCAAGUCCGAAAAAUAUUAAGACAUUUUGAAGAAGAACAUUUGGUCACACGUUACCAAAGGAAAGAGACUGCAAAGCGUGCGAAGAUAUAUAAUGUUGCAGUUGCUGCCACAGCUCAUGGCCGUGAAGUGGACAAUGUUAAGCUCCACACGCAAUCAUAUUGCUGUCUUGAUUAUCAACAUAUGUAUGAUACUGCUCGUUUGCGUCUGCAAAAGAUUAAAAGGAAACUCAAAGAUGAAUUAGAAGAUAAGUACACUCUUCAGAAGUAUGGAUGUCCUAACUGCAACAGAAAAUAUAGUGCACUAGAUGCCCUGAGAUUAAUUUCUAUGGAAGACGAUGCUUUUCAUUGUGAGAGAUGCAAUGGUGUACUUGUUGUGGAAUGUAAUAAUCUAUCUUCCAAAGAAGUUGUAGAUGGAGGUGACAAUGCAAAGAGACGUCAGCGGCAAAGACUCCAGUUUGCGGAGGCUUUGAUGGAUCAAAUUAAUAGAGUAAAUGACAUUCCGUUUCCCGUCUAUGAAAGUUUUCCGGAAUGGGAGGCUCGUGCAGCUAUGGAUGCUCGUGAAAAUGGUGUUUUUAAUAAUAAUGAUCCUUUUGGGUCACAGGGUGUGAAUGGUUCAACACCGAUGCUAUAUCUCGGUGAGACAAAGGUUGAGGUUAACCUUCGUGACGGAAAAGAAGAUGGAGUUCCUAGUAGCAAACCGAUGCCUCAAUGGAUGAUUAGGCAAGGAAUGAAUCUGACCAAGGAACAAAGAGGAGAGAUGAGUCAGGAAGAAAAGGUUGGUGGUGUCUCAGAAGGAGAAGUAUUACUUUCUGAUGACUAUAAACCAUCAGCCAUGGGAAAUGACAAUGAUACCUAUUUGAAGGAAACUUACUAUGCCGCUCUACUGCAGCAGCUAGAGGCAGCUCAAAAAAUGAACCAGCAAGAAUCUACCCCUGACAUUCAAUCGGCUACUACAUGCUCAGAUCGUCAGGUUGGUAUGAAGUCCAAACGUGAAGAUGAAGAAGAUGCUGAAUGUGAAGAAGGGGCUCAUGUGUCAGCAAAUGGAGCAGGUGUUGAAGAAGAAGAAGAAGAAGAAGAAGACGACGGUGUUGAGUGGGAAGAAGGCUGAGGUUAACUGUGAAUUGUCAUGUGCACUAUAGUGAUUGGUAACUUAAUUGUGAAUCUCAUCAUCUGCACCAGUUUCCUCAAAUGUUAUACAUUUAAACUUA